Messenger RNA from Geodia barretti, 2095 nucleotides. The record is from the annotation of a GenBank genome assembly. NCBI's taxonomy places the organism in Eukaryota, Metazoa, Porifera, Demospongiae, Tetractinellida, Geodiidae.
CACAGCUUGCCAGAAAAUGGCGGACAUCUUUUCGCGAAGCAGGUGACAACACAACUGAGUUGUCAAGCCAGUUUACGCAGGAAGACAGAGAUGCCGAGGAGGUCUCGCUCGCGUUCUCCUGGAAAGAAACGUCGUCGACGGUCUAGAAGCGGGAGUCGCUCGCCUAAACGGAGCCCUAGGAACUUGAGCCCACGUAGAGUCAGCAGUCCUGUGGGGAAGAAAGACAGAGGACGCUCUCCGACCGCCAGACGGAGCAAACGUCGCGACCGAUCUCACUCUCCGUCUCGGAGCCGAUCCAGAGACCGAGACAGAAACGACAGGUUUGGACGAUACUUGCAAAAGAGAGCCGAAAGAGAGAGGGAGAGGAGGGAGGAGGAGGAAAAGGAGAAAAGAAAAAGAGAGGAAGAUGAUAAGCGAACAGAAGAAGAGAGACUUCGAAGAAGACGGCAAGAUGAGUUGGAGUCAAAGUUGAUUGAAGACGAGACCCAAAAGAGAGUCGAGGAGCUAGUUGCAAAAAGAGUUGCAGAGGAACUGGAGAAACGGAAGGACGAAAUCGAGGCGGAGGUUUUGAGACGGGUCGAAGAAGCUAAGAAGGUAAUGGAGGAACAGCUGCUUGAAGAACUGGAGACGAAAAGGCGAUUGCAAGAGGAGGAAGAGAACAGGAAAAUGGAGGAGAGGGAGAAGGAAGAGCAUAGACUGGCAGAGAUCAUGGAGGAGAACAAUAGAAAGAUCGUAGACGCUCAAAGAAAACUGGUAUGUACGUGUGCAGGUGUUUUUGUGUGUGGAUACCUUCCCCUGGAACUUCUAUGGGGGAGCCAAGCCAUUACUUGUGUGUAAGGAGUGGUGCAAUUAUCCCAGGGACCUCUCUUCGUCUACCUGGUUUUGAAUGUAUUGUGUGUCGUGGACUGUGUUUCCCAGGAAGAAAGCAAGAAGGAGAAGAUAGAGUAUAGAUAGACGUGUACAUACGUGAGGAGUGGUGGGAGGGAGUCUGCACGUGUGUGUGCAUGUGUGUGUUUCAGAGUGUGGUUGAGUAGGGGCCACUUGAUACGCUACGGUUUUGAACACACACAUGCAACAAGUGCCCGACGAUCAAUAUCUCAACCUUGCCAUUCGGUGCACCGUUUGAGUGUGGCUGUCUGCCAUGACGUGCGUGUGUCUGCGUGGUGUCUGCCUCUUUAUGUAUGCACGAAUUUAUUGUGUGUCACCCCGGGUGUGUGGGUAUUGUAUGUGAGCGUGUUUUGAUGAGACCCACUCUCUGUGGUCAGGGGAUCUUCAUAACUACUCAUUUCUCCUCUCCUUCUACAUGUGUUACUAGCAGCUGGAAGCGACCACGCUACGUUGACACAGUUUCUGUCGAGAUUUGGUCUCGUGCGGUCGGUCGAUCGAUCGGUCGGUGUGUGUCCAGGCACUAGGUAUAAAGAGCAUCUCCACUCACUCUCGGCUGCAACACAACAGCAGUUUUACGGUCUGAGACACAGAAAGUAUGGUUCGAGAUGGGUUGCCAGAGCACGGAAAUGUAUCAGGACCUUUUACACUGUGUUUUUGAAGCACUCUCUUGCACACACAGUCUCUCUAUCUAUCAUGGGGCUGGUAGGCGUGUACACACAGCGACGUUAGUAUAAUAUGCAGGACUAUGCACUUUGUGUUAUGUGGGGUCUGUAGCCAACAGUCUUUAGGUUCAACCUCCCACUGGUCCACCCUCUGGAGUAAGUCGCACGCUUAGCUUCUCUAUAGCCUUUCCUCCCUCUUCUCUCUCCUACAUACACUGUGUAUAUAUACUUCCUCCUCUCUCUUUCUCUCUCUAAAUAAAACCUAAAACAGGACGAGGAGCGAUUAUUGAUGGUAGAGCAGAAAAGAAAGAUGGAGGAAGAGAGGCGAGCGCUGGAAAAGGCUCAAAAGAAAGCCAAAAAGACCCAGCAGGACGUGAUUCUCAACAGAAAGGGAAACAGACAGAGAUUGUCUUUUACUGUUACACCAAAGUCAGAAUAGCUAGCUCCAAGAGACAUUCUAUAGCUAUAGGUAGUGUAGAAAUGUGCGUCUUGUGUACGUGUGUGUUUGUGUAUGUGUGUCCGUUUUAUUUGAUCUCUGCUCCGUG